CUACCAUCGACUCUUCCAGCUACUUCUGCCGCUGCCAUGGCGCGUGGUCCCGUUGUGGUUUUCCUUGGGCUGCUUGUUCCAGCUGUUGCGGAGGCUGAGACACCCAGCUGGACCCUGGGUGACGAUGAAUGUCAAUCUGGUGGACCUUGCGCGCUGGACGCCCUACAACGGCGAGGGCUCAUGCGCAGUGAUGAUGCAUGGAAAGAGGUGAUGGCUGCUCUCGUUCCUCAGAUUCAGAACCUGGUCUUUCAGGACAACGAGUUGAAUGUGGCCAAAGAGAUGAGAAAAGCAAUGAAGGGAACCUGUUUGACCUUGGAUGAGUAUCGAGCCAGUGACAGGCCCUUUAGCGAUCACUGGCAGUGUGGCUCUGAGGGCUUCAACAACUUUGGAGAUGCAGCUUACAUCCCCAGCGAGCGCGUCAUUGAUGGGCUCUCUCAGUUUGCAGGCCUUCCCCUGAAGACCCUCGCCAAGUUUCAUCUCCACUCCAACAAUGACAGCGAAGCAUUGUAUGGAAAGUGGUGCGGUAUGCCAGCGCCUCCUGAGUAUGAAGAUGCUCUUACGGGACGACCCGUGGGUGCACGUGCCUUUUGGGAGGAAUGCGUGAUGCGGAACGCGGGCUACUUCAAUGCUUUGAUUUGUGACACCAACGAUUCCUAUGCUGUUCUGGGAAUCGCUGCUUUGAAUCAUGGCGUUUGUUAUCCAGCUCAUGUGCACGACAACCAGGAAGCGUAUUGGCAGAUCCGUGGGCCUGGCUGGUGGAGGACUUGGCCGCAGAACUUCACCAAGGCGCCCAACGAGUGGCCUUGGUCGGAGAUUCGCAUGACAAAGCCUCAAGGGCCAUGGCAGCUUCACAAUCAUCCAGGCGGCUUGGUGCACGAAAUGGACACCACCUCUGAUGAUGACUUUCUGCUGACGGUCUACUGGUGGGGCAAACCCGUGGAUACCGAAGUGAACUACGCUUACAGCCACGCUGUUCAAGAGCAAGGUUCAUGCUUCCGACGCUAUCGGGCUGAGCACAACGAUGCAGCUCACAGCUGUCCAAAUAUGAUGCGACCUCCCUGGGCGGUCUUCAGGUCCGAGGUUUAAAGAUCUAACCCGGUUUCUGGUGGCUUCGCUGUGGAGAAGAUAUCUGUUGGACGAAGUCAUUGAAGACCUCAAUCCUGGUCUGGUCGAUUGCGAUGAAAUCGCACCCUCGAGCAGACUUUUGGAGGCCAAGUCAAUGAACUUCGGCCGAGUCAAUUGGAUUUCUGUCAACACUAGUUGAAAAAGUGACGGCUGUCCGAAAACAAUGAAACCUGAUAGGCUGGUAUGGCAUAAAACGCAUCCGUUUGUAAAGCACUGGAAUAUUUGUGAGUUUGCAGAUCAUUUGGGCUUGCAGAAGAAGACCUGUUUCUUUUGAUGGCA
This is a messenger RNA of Durusdinium trenchii, 1404 nucleotides long. The record is from the annotation of a GenBank genome assembly. NCBI's taxonomy places the organism in Eukaryota, Dinophyceae, Suessiales, Symbiodiniaceae.